Molecule: messenger RNA, 2025 nt
Organism: Trichomycterus rosablanca
Lineage: Eukaryota; Metazoa; Chordata; Actinopteri; Siluriformes; Trichomycteridae
Gene: ctsa
Product: cathepsin A
Exons: 15
Coding region: 1-1458 (485 amino acids)
Biological process (GO): proteolysis
Molecular function (GO): serine-type carboxypeptidase activity
Source: RefSeq, a predicted model, not a curated record
AUGCCGCAGUGUACACACUGUGGUCUGUUAGCUUCUGGCAAGAUGUAUUCAGUGUUGGCGUGCUUACUGUUGGGAGCACUGGGAGUGUUGGGAGCUCCAGAAGCGGAUGAGAUCAAGUCUCUCCCUGGACUUUCGAAACAGCCCGGCUUUAAACAGUACUCCGGCUAUUUCAAUGUGGCAAAGAACAAACAUCUCCAUUACUGGUUUGUGGAGUCUCAGAAAGACCCAGCUAACAGUCCAGUGGUGUUGUGGUUAAACGGUGGACCAGGCUGCAGUUCCCUGGAUGGUCUACUAACAGAACACGGGCCUUUCUUGAUCCAAGAUGAUGGUGUUCAUUUGGAGUACAAUCCUUAUUCUUGGAAUAUGAUUGCCAACGUGCUAUACCUGGAGUCACCAGCAGGUGUCGGCUUUUCUUUCUCCGAUGACCAGAAAUAUGCAACCAACGACAGUGAGGUUGCCAUAAAUAACUACUUGGCUCUGAAGGAAUUUUUCCGCCUCUUCCCGGAAUACAGCAAGAAUGAAUUUUUUCUCACUGGUGAAAGCUAUGGGGGCAUUUACAUUCCCACCCUUGCCGAAGUAGUUAUGGAGGACAGUGCCAUUAACCUGCAGGGUAUAGCUGUUGGAAAUGGCUUGGCCAGCUAUGAAUUAAAUGACAAUUCUCUUGUCUAUUUUGCAAAUUACCAUGGACUGAUUGGCGUAAGUUUAUGGGCGACCCUGCAGAAAUACUGUUGCAAAGAUGACCAGUGUAACUUCUAUAAUAAUGCUGAUCCAAAUUGUACAACUGCAGUGUCACAGGUGCAGCAAAUUGUCUACAAUUCUGGUUUGAACAUUUAUAAUCUGUAUGCAGACUGUGCUGGUGGGGUCCCUGGUACAUCAAGUAUUGAAAAUGGGCGGCUAGUGAUUCGUGACUUUGGCAACAACUUCAUUAACCACAGGUGGUCUCAUUCAUGGAACCAGAAACUGCGUGGUAUUAGCUUGGCUGUCAAGUCAGUGAAACUUGAUCCUCCUUGUGUCAACUCCACCCCAUCUGCUACGUACCUGAACGACCCCUACGUCAAAACUGCCCUUCACAUCUCGCCUAAAGCACUUGAUUGGGAGAUCUGUAGUGCUGAGGUGAAUCUCAACUACGACCGUAUUUUCAUGGAUGUGAAGAAGCAGUACCUGAAGCUGCUCUCAGCAUUGAAAUACCGUGUGCUGGUGUAUAAUGGAGAUGUGGACAUGGCCUGCAAUUUCCUCGGUGACGAGUGGUUUGUUGAGUCACUUCAGCAGGAGGUCCAAGUUCAGCGCAGGCCGUGGCUCUACUACAAUGGAGAGACUCAGCAAAUUGGUGGUUUUGUUAAGGAGUUUUCCAACCUGGCCUUCCUUACAGUAAAGGGAUCGGGUCACAUGGUUCCCACUGACAAACCCAUUGCUUCCUACGCCAUGUUCACACGCUUCAUCAAAAAGCAGCCAUAUUAAUGCCUACGCUGGUUCUACACUGUGCCGAGGUUGGAAAUUGCACUGAGUCACCACUAAUCACUGUGUGUUAAAGUAGCUGAUCCACGUCCUCUUCAGUAAUCGUUUCUAUACAUGCUUUGCUGUAUGAAUGUAUUGGCUGAUUAGCUCUCUGUGUAACUGCAGGUACUUUAAUGAUUCCUAAAUGCUGAACUAUUUUUAAUCUCUGUGUACUGCAUUACAAACAUUUGAAAAUUUAAAACAUUCUAAUUGUAAUUGCCCAAAUAGGGUAGGUCAUUUUUAUCUUUCUAAGGCUUGUCCAGCAGCACAGUUUUUCAAGUAGUUGUAUUUUAAUGUUAAUUAUGGCAAAAGGAAUUUUCAUUAAAAAUUGUAUAAUAUGAAUAUAGGAAUCACGUUUUACCACUGAGAUGAGUUUUCUUGUAAUGGCAUUUUGUUGCUCAGGGUUAGUUUUGUACUUUUGUUCACAAUGAGCACUAAAUGGGAGAAUGUGUGCCUUUGCAGUCAUCAGUGUUUUCUGUUUUUCUAUUACAACAAUGUGAUUUGUUUAAAUAAACCAGACUUUAUUUUAAA